ACACACACCCGCAUCUCAUUCCCCCCCGACCGGCCGGCUAGGGUUUCCCCCCGCCGACGGCCGGACACCUCCCCGCCGCUCUCGGCCGCCACCCCGCCAGAUCCUCCACCUCGUCCGUCCACCUCGCUGUCGGCUGAGAUAAGCGCCUCCCCGGAGCCGGCAGAAGCCCUCCGCUCCCGAGCCGACGACCACCUCCCCCCGACGGCACCGCCAGCCGCCCCCCGACGGCAGGAGGGAAGCAAAGGAUAGGCAACAGAACAGAGUCUUGCUGCAAUAUGGACCAUCGACAAGGCAGGGAUGACCAUGAAGGGGUGCAGGUUGUUGGAUUCGAAGUCCCAGCGUCACCAGAUUCAAGCUACAGCAACCCUAUUCCAGGAAGCGAAGACGAAGACCGGGAACCCCCGCUGGCUCCUCCUCACCUGCAGCACACACUGCUGAGCUUCCCGCCGAGCCAUGACGACGCGAGCAGCCUCCCUCUGCCCCAGCCCGUGGUGCUGAACCACCUCUACAUAGAGAAGGAGAACUCGAGAUCCGUCGUCGCCCUGGGGAUCACCCAUAGGUUUAAGGCCAAGUAUGUGACCGUCGUGCUCUACAAGCCGGUACAGAGGCGGUAGCGGGGCGGUGAACAUCUGCAUACCGUGUUGGCCCCUUCUUCCUAUUGGGGUUGGGUUGUGGUGACUUACUGAACCGGAUGGAAUGUGUCUGUUGUAGUCCUGGAGAAACAGAGAUGAUGCCCUUCAUUCUCAAAUGAUUUGGUCAUGUACUUAA
This is a messenger RNA of Hordeum vulgare subsp. vulgare (domesticated barley), 768 nucleotides long. RefSeq names its product SNF1-related protein kinase regulatory subunit beta-3. Lineage: Eukaryota; Viridiplantae; Streptophyta; Magnoliopsida; Poales; Poaceae. The record is from RefSeq and is a predicted model, not a curated record. Bases 276 to 614 code for a protein of 112 amino acids. Gene Ontology annotation, molecular function: protein binding. The transcript is spliced from 3 exons.